Eutrema salsugineum is the source of this 869-nucleotide messenger RNA. Its product is annotated as transcription factor bHLH150. NCBI's taxonomy places the organism in Eukaryota, Viridiplantae, Streptophyta, Magnoliopsida, Brassicales, Brassicaceae. The transcript has a single exon. Bases 125 to 739 code for a protein of 204 amino acids. Gene Ontology annotation, molecular function: protein dimerization activity. Gene Ontology annotation, biological process: regulation of DNA-templated transcription. The record is from RefSeq and is a predicted model, not a curated record.
GUUAUUAUCUAAACACGAAAGAACCCGACUUGUUUCUCCGACCAUUCGAUAAGAUAAUUUCGAAGAGAACAAAAACAAAACAAAAAAUAAAAAACGUUUCUCCUUGAGUGGUUUUUCUUGUUGAAUGUCUUCUGAACAAGAAAAUGGAUCGAAUCCUUCGACGUCGCCGGAGGUAGAAGGGACUGAAACAAUCCCUUUUGGCCGGAGAUUGCAAAGAGGGCAAAGGGUUUUCGCUCCCAAGCUUUUGGAGGCUCUCCGUCGAUCACGGAGAAGUUCGGAAGCUCCGGCGAUCCAUCAUAGUCGGAGAUGGAGAGCCACGGCGGCGCAGAAAGUUUAUUCCUUAAAGCUCUACGACGCUCUCCGGCGAUCACGGCGGAGCACAACAGUCCGGGACACGGCCGACAAAGUGCUCGCGGCCACUGCACAUGGUACGACUCGGUGGAGCCGAGCCAUUUUGGUGAGUCGACUCGGAACGAGUCUGAGCCGUCAUAGGAAUGCAAAGCCGGCGUCGGCGGUUAGAAGAGGUGGUGGGAGGAGGAGAAAGUUGUCGGCGGUGGGAAACCGGGUCCGGGUUUUGGGUGGGUUGGUGCCGGGUUGCCGGAGAACGGCGUUACCGGAGCUUUUGGACGAGACGGCGGAUUACAUAGCGGCGUUGGAAAUGCAAGUCCGAGCCAUGACGGCUCUAUCAAAGAUUCUGGCUGAGUUUCAGCCGUCCGAUAAACUCGGAUCGGCUUUAUAGCCGAGUGUAUAAGCCGAUGGUGGUGUAAUAUUUGUUUUGAUUAAAUUCUUUUACGAUUUUAUUAUCCGAAAUUGUCUUAUUUGUGUUUAAUGAAUUGUUUGCCAUUGAAAAAAUAUGUCAAAAUUUAUCA